AUGGCCGGCGCCGCGGACCUUCUCCCCGUGCUCGUCCUCGCAGCAUUGCUGCUUCAAGCGCCUUCCGCCGCGUCCGCCCGCCUCUGGAUCUGGAACGGCGGCCUCGUCCCCUUCGUCCCGGAGCAACGCGCAGCGGAGGCCGUGCUCACCGCCGCGGAGUCCGCCGGAGCGACGGGGCCUGCCGCCGGUACCGUCGCUGCUGGCACGGAGACAGAUCCGCCGCUCUCGCCCCCGCCAGUUUCAGCCGCAGCCCCGACGCCAGCCGCGGCGACGCCAGCCCCGACGCCAGCCCCGGCGGCGGCUCCUGCGGCGGCGCCCGCGCCAGCUCCUGCGGAAACGUGCGACGACGCGCCUGUGGACCCUUCGAUCGUGUCUGGGUCCGCGCCCGAUCCGUGUGCUGCGCUGGCGGCGGAGCUAACGCGGAGUGUGGAGAAACUUGGGAACAAGACUGGAGGGAAAUGGUUCGCAGCCCCCUCUCUCUUCGAAGCUUGCUACUCGACAUUUCUGUUCAGGCAGAAGUGCGACGUGGAGGACCUGCUGUCGAUCGCGAACGCGUUUGACAAUCACUACGUGUAUAAGCACAUCGCUGUUGACUCGCCGGACCAGACCAACCUGCCGAGCAGCAUCGAUGUUGUCGCGGACCUGAGAAAGAUCGUUGCCAACGGCGAGAAGGGGAAGUACACGCGGCUAGUUGAUGCGCACAUGGCGGCGUACACAGCGACCAUGGCGCUCAACGAUGGGCACAGCAUGUUCGUCCCGAAUUGUUUCCUUGGGACUUACGACUUGCCGUUGCCGCUCAUGGCUGUUGUGGAAGACGGGAAGCAAAUCAUUCGCGUUGCACCACGCCGAUAUGUCACUCCCAAGGGUAUGCGACAUGUCGCGAAGGUUCUGCACGAUUUUGACUUCGAUAUUUACGAGGGCCGACAGGUGGUGGCUAUUAACGGGGAGAAGGCGGAAGAUUUCAUCCUGAACUGGGCAGACAAGGAACUGGGCAUGUUUCGCAACCGGGCCGCGCGAUUCACGAAAUCUUUUGCGAGGAAUGAGGCGGAAACAAUGCUGGACGGGACGAACAUUGUCCAGGUGGCAGGCGACUUCGCGCGACGAUUCAUUGCUCCCGAAAACGACACCUUAUUGGUGUCCUUCGCAACAGCGGAUGGAGGCUCAACGGAGGACGUACAGGUGCCAUGGAUCGGGACAACUGAGCGUGCUGACUUUGUGAAUGCGACGGGGUACUGGGCGAGUCGCUGUGCCGUACCCAACGCAUCAGGCGCUGCCGCUGGCGACACCAGUAGCCCGCAGGCAGCCACGCUCACUUCCAUCGGCCAUAAUGCGGACAUUCCGGUGAUGGACAGGUUUCUCAAACGCCACCCUGAUCCAGUGUACUACGGCGAUAUCAGCGAUGACAGCGACGACCUGAAUGUCGAGAUUGCGUCGCUUUCUGCAGCGGCAGAUGGCUCUUCUGGUGCAGUAGCGGGGCAGACUGUAACGCGGAUCUCACCAAAGGGUGAUAGUUUUCUGGUAUACCUGGUGGGCGGAAGCACGGCUGUGAUCUGGAUUCACACAUUCACUCCCAGUGAUGCAGUGUCAGAGGCGCUGGCGGAGAAAAAUGUCAACGCGGAGAGCUACAUGUUGAAGGAGGUCGCCAAAGCUCUUCUCACCGCUGCAGCAUCCAACGCCUCGCAGAUCAUCAUAGACGUGCGGGGCAACGGUGGCGGCCACACCGCAGCAGCAUACACAGCCAUCCGCCUGCUCAUGGGGGCAGCCAAGGUCCCGGACUCGGAAUUCUCCCUGCCCGUGGAUUUCAUCAUCGGCACCCCGUACACCGAGAAUGCCAUCAGCGCUCUCUCCAUCGAUCCCAAUACGCACUACUACUACAGAGGAUACUCCGACCUCAACGGAACGACACUCACAAGCGCCUUUGACUACGCUCCUUUCCGCGAGCUCCGCUUCACAGAAGGCGGCCCUGCAGGGAACUACUCGGCGCCGCUCAAGACAAAUAGCAAGUCCACUGUGAAGCUAGAGCAGCCGGUGUUUGGCGACCGCCCUUUCCUGGUCCUGUCGGAUGGAAACUGCUUCUCUGCCUGCGGCAUCCUCACACACGUCCUGGGGAAACGCCACAAAGUACCCAUGGUAACCGUGGGUGGUUUGCCGAACCAGCCCCCUGAUGUGGGCUCCUCGUGCCUCGGGUUUACCCUACCUGACGUCCAUUCAAUGUCACCAGGCCUCAGCAAGCUAGCUGCCUUGAUGCCUCAGAACGCGUUGCUGCCUCUCAAGGUGAAGGGGACGGUUGGCAUGGCGUUUGCUAAUGGGUACGUGGAUUCGGAGAUUCCGUGCGAGUUUGAGUUUCUGCCCAGCCAGCAUCACAUCAACUACACCGUUGAUCUCAUUGGCAAGCCCUGGGCCAUGUGGAGCGAGGUGGCCAAGCUCUUUGCCUCCGCUGCCGUGUAG
Messenger RNA from Closterium sp. Naga37s-1, 2448 nucleotides. NCBI's taxonomy places the organism in Eukaryota, Viridiplantae, Streptophyta, Zygnematophyceae, Desmidiales, Closteriaceae. The record is from the annotation of a GenBank genome assembly.